CUUUUCAUUUAACUUAAAAGUUGAUUUUCGGAGAAAAUUAAAAUAGCACAGUUGCUAUUUCCCAUUUCCAGAAAAAGAGAUACGGAGAUAAUCGGAUGGAGCCAGGAGCUGGAGAAGACUCAUCAACUGACGAUUACGAAUUGUUGAUUUCGACAACCGACGCUGAGCUGCUGAAGCGCUCAUGGCGUAACGAAAAGGCAGCGCCGGAGAUUCUCAAAUUCGAAGCUGCUUUAGUUCAGAGAUCCCGAGAACAGAUCCAUUUGAUGGAAGAAACGGUGGAAGAGUUCACAAGAAAUGCUGUUGAUCCACUCACAGUGUCCCUUUACCAGAUGGACUUGGACCGGACCCUGUUCCUAUUGAGAUCAUAUCUCCGCACUCGUCUUCAAAAGAUUGAAAAGUACGUUCUUCACAUCCAAAAAACGACUGAAUUAUGGAACCGCCUUUCUAAACAAGAACAAAAAUUUGCUGUAAGGAGUGUUGGGGACCUAACACAACAUCUGGAACAAUCUGUGCUCACAAAAUUGCCUGAUCAGUACCAGUCCCAUUUGAAGCAAUCUGGGGCUAGUGAAGAUGAUGACAUGGUUCCAGAGCCAAAGCUGGACACCUACAUUAUUUGCAGAAGCAAGAAAUUUUUAGGAGCGUUUCAGCUGGAUGACAGUGGGGAAGAGCCUGUCAACAUUGAAGCUGAUGAUUUGUAUGCUUUACCUUACAAGUCAAUAAAGCCACUAGUGGAGAGCGGCCAAAUCGAUCUUGUUUAACCAUUUACUUUACAAGCUUAGGAACUUUUUUUAUUGGAAAAACACGCUAAUCUAUAUGUAGUGGCGGUGUUUCCUCUAACCAGCAUCAAAAGUUUCUUGUAUUGACCAAGUAAAUCUUUAGAUAUUAUGUUUGAAUGAACUCUACAUGACGUGCUGUUUCUUUUGCCUUGUGAACAAGUUUCUUAACAGUAAGAUACUUUUUAUUUGAAAAAAAGUUGUAAUGAA
Messenger RNA from Olea europaea var. sylvestris, 983 nucleotides. Its product is annotated as DNA replication complex GINS protein SLD5-like. Lineage: Eukaryota; Viridiplantae; Streptophyta; Magnoliopsida; Lamiales; Oleaceae. Gene Ontology annotation, biological process: DNA-templated DNA replication; double-strand break repair via break-induced replication. Gene Ontology annotation, cellular component: GINS complex. The record is from RefSeq and is a predicted model, not a curated record. The coding region runs from base 96 to 758 and encodes 220 amino acids. The transcript is spliced from 6 exons.